GAACGUGAGUCAGGACCUCGGAGGACGCACGUUUGCGUAGAACAGGUUGUAAAGGGUAAAUAAAGUGAAACAGACAUGUUUGCGUUAGCGUCCAUCCUGAGGACGAGCAGCUUUCGGUCCUGCAGCCGGUUGAGCUGCCUAAGGAAACCUCCGCUCCACAGAAACUGCUCUAAAAUGUCGUCAGACUCCCAUUGGCUGAGCCCGGCAGACCGGGAUCAGCUGGUGAUGGAGCUCCGGGCGACGGGCUGGAUGGAGGUGGAGGACCGCGACGCCAUCUUCAAGGAGCUGCACUUUAAAACUUUUAAUCAGGCGUUUGGCUUCAUGUCUCGAGUCGCUCUGCAGGCGGAGAAGAUGAACCAUCAUCCUGAGUGGAUCAACGUUUACAAUAAGGUCCAAAUUACUCUGACCACUCAUGACUGCGGAGGGAUUUCUAAACGGGACGUCAAAAUGGCCAAAUUUAUUGACAAAAUUGCACUUUCAAUGUAAUGCCAGACUGACGUGCCGUUUUUAGUAAUUCAGAGUUUUUCCAUCAUUCUUUUGUUUUCUGCCAAUAAAAUGUGUGAAAAUGGACCAAAAUGAGGUUCUUCCUUCAGA
This is a messenger RNA of Poecilia reticulata (guppy), 594 nucleotides long. Its product is annotated as pterin-4-alpha-carbinolamine dehydratase 2. NCBI's taxonomy places the organism in Eukaryota, Metazoa, Chordata, Actinopteri, Cyprinodontiformes, Poeciliidae. Gene Ontology annotation, biological process: tetrahydrobiopterin biosynthetic process. Gene Ontology annotation, molecular function: 4-alpha-hydroxytetrahydrobiopterin dehydratase activity. The record is from RefSeq and is a predicted model, not a curated record.